AUGAUGAAUGAGAGAACUGAAAAUUUAUUUAAUAAUUCUCAAAGGCAAAAUUUUCAAAGAGAAAAAACGAUGGUGAGCAAAGCUGUCAUUUUGGUCGGAGGCCCUGGAAAGGGAACUCGAUUCCGACCACUUUCGCUGGAUAUUCCAAAGCCGCUCUUCCCCAUUGCUGGCCUUCCGCUUGUCCAGCAUCAUAUUGAGAGCUGUGCCUCGAUUGACACUAUCAAGGAGAUCAUCCUCAUCGGAUACUUUCAACCGACCGAGCAACUCAAUCGAUUUAUUCGAGAAAUGAAGGAUGAAUACAAACUCAAUAUCAGAUAUCUUCAGGAAUACUCGCUCCUCGGAACAGCAGGAAGUAUCUACCUCUUCCGAGAUCUGAUCCUGACCUCCAACACCGAAGCCUUCUUUUUGAUCUUCUGCGACAUCUUCUGCGACCUCCGCGGGGUCCUUUCCAACAUGAUCGCAUUCAGAGAAAAGUGGAUGAAAUACCUUGUUAUGGGCGUCCAGGUGGAAAACGAGCAGAGUAUGAACUACGGAUGCAUGGGCGUCAACUCUCAGACAAACGAGGUCGUUCAUUACAUCGAAAAACCAUCAAGCUUUGUGUCCAAUCACAUCAACGGCGGAGUCUAUCUUCUCUCCACCGAAGUCUUUGACGACAUCUCAAAGAUUUUCGCCGAACGAGUUGGAACUGGAAACGACUCGAUCUCGCUUGAGUCGGAUAUUUUGAGCCAACAAGCCGGGCAAGGAAAAGUUUUUGCUUUCAUGAAUGAAGCCUUUUGGAUGUCGAUCAAGUCUGCUGGAUCAGCUGUUUAUGCAUCAAGAAUAAUGAUGGAGAUGUACAAAAAAUACCACCCCAACCGCCUCUCAACCGACUCCAACUGCGAAGGAAACGUCUACAUCCACCCUAGCGCAAAAGUCCAUCCCUCUGCAAAACUCGGCCCUCAUGUCUCCAUUGGCUCCAACGUCGUGAUUGAAGAGGGUGCUCGAGUAAAGAACUCGAUCAUUUUGGACGGAACGAUUAUCAAAAAGCACGCCUGCAUUUUAAACAGUAUCGUUGGAUGGCAGAGCACCGUUGGCUCGUGGACCCGAGUCGAAGGGACCCCGACGCAACUUCACCCCGAUCGACCUCACGCCACAACUGACAAUUUCUAUCUUUUCGAUGACAAUGGAAAACUUCUCCCAACCAUCACAAUUCUUGGUCGAGAUACAAUUACGCCCGACGAAACCAUCAUUCGAAAUGCGAUCAUUCUCCCUGGAAAAGAACUUCAUGGAAUGAAGCUCGGCCUCCAGAACCAGAUCCUUCUGUAA
Molecule: messenger RNA, 1305 nt
Organism: Oikopleura dioica
Lineage: Eukaryota; Metazoa; Chordata; Appendicularia; Copelata; Oikopleuridae
Source: the annotation of a GenBank genome assembly